UCCGGGAGCUAACACUACAAGCAGACCUGUCUGAGGAAAAACAAUGUUGUGCCUUCAUCUACAGAGGAACAACGAUCCAUGGAGGUCCUUCAUACAGCCUCUGUGGCCAGCUUCUGGAGACCUCUUUACUAGGAUGGAACAGGACAUGAUUAGAACAAUUGAGGACCUAAAAGCCAACAUAAGACGUAUGGAUCUGUUCCACCAGCAGUUGAUGAAGGAGAUGGUCUUUGAAGACAGCAAGUUUCUCCCACUGAUGCCUUCUGGUGACAUAAAAUCCAGUGAGGGUGGUUUUACGCUUUGCUUGGGAGUUCAAGACUUUUCUCCCAGUGAGCUCACAGUUAAACUAUAUGGGAGGAAGCUGCUUGUGACUGGAACCAAGGAAACAAAAAAUAAUGAUGGGAACGGUUCCUAUUCCUACAAGUGUCAGAUCUUCAGGAAGGAGGCAGAUCUUCCCCAGGAUGUUCGCGCAGAAGAUAUCAGCUGCAUUUUAACCUCGGGUGGUCAACUGAAAAUAGAGGCUCCAUGGCAGGCUGCUCCAGCUCUGAAGGAGAGGAACGUGCCAAUCCAACUUACUUCAACGGUACAAACAGCAGACCAAAAGCCUGCAGAUGGCAAUGAAACAAAGGACAACCAAGAUUCUAAAUCUUAACCCUUGGCUUAGUCACUUUUUUGUAUAUUCUCCUAGAUGUAUCUGUGGCAUUUUACAAAGGACUGCAGCCAAAUGGAUUGCUGUUAAGUAUACCAAACUGUUUGAUAUAUAGAAUAUUUAUUUUUGUUAUGUUAAUAAAUUAUUAUGAGAUUG
This is a messenger RNA of Bufo bufo (common toad), 802 nucleotides long. Its product is annotated as heat shock protein beta-11-like. Gene Ontology annotation, molecular function: protein folding chaperone. The coding region runs from base 44 to 649 and encodes 201 amino acids. Gene Ontology annotation, biological process: protein refolding; response to heat. The transcript has a single exon. The record is from RefSeq and is a predicted model, not a curated record. NCBI's taxonomy places the organism in Eukaryota, Metazoa, Chordata, Amphibia, Anura, Bufonidae.